AUGCUACCAAGAAAGAAAAACAUGAGGGCGAUUGUGUUUGCCGUAAUUCUACUUGUACAAUAUUCCGAGCAGCACGGUUCGGGAGCACCACCUGGGGCAUGUGUUGAUCAAAUGCCGCGCCAUUCAGGCAUACAAGCACAAACCUCGGUGCCGCCCUACGCCAUUACUACUUCGGCCUCGCAAGUGCGGCAAGGUGAUAUCCUGAACGUCACCAUCGGAAGCCCAUUCGGAGCGCCUGUACCUAUUGGUGGAUUCAUUUUACAAGCUAGACAAGUUCAGAACCCGGAUACAAUAGAGGGCAUAUUCGUGAAAGUCCCCAACACAGGAAUUGCGCAGAUAACCAACUGUCGUGGAAACAAUGACACUGUGACCCACACCUCACCGGAGGAGAAGCAGCCACUUACGUUCCAAUGGAAAGCGCCUAAUGAUUUAUUGGGAGGAAUAUCCUUCAGGGCAACAGUAGCACAAGGCUACGCGACGUUCUGGAAGAACAUCGAAUCGCCGAUUGUGGAAGUGGUAACUCCAAAUACUGUAAUCACCACCACUGAGCGAAUGUCCACAACGCCUAGAACUUCACAAUCACCGCCAACCAUAAUGGAAAGCAAGCCAAAACCAACAACAUCGAAACCAGACGUAAUAUAUCAAGGAUGUGCGGACACAAAACUAUGCUUUGGAGUUCCCCAAAACUGCAUAUCAAAAGGCGAUUGUAAAGCAAUUGUUGCCGUUUUUGUGGCCGGAGAUACAUAUACGUUUGAAAUCCAAGGCACAGAUAAUCCAAAAUACGUCGCAGCUGGUUUAAGUAAAGAUAACAAAAUGGGCGAAGACAGUUCUAUGGAAUGUGUUAGAAAUGAUAAUGGAAGGAUUUCACUGUUCACUUCCUGGACUUAUCCUAAAGCAGAGCCAUACGUAAAAAGGUCUGAUUCGCCUCAAGAGAUUGUGCAAUUACUUGAAUCGUCGAUUAUAGACGGAAAACUUUAUUGCAAGUUCAGAAGGGACGUCGUGUCGGUUGUAAUGGGACAGACUUUCGAUUUGGCGAACAAUAAAUACAAUUUGAUGGUCGUUUCUGGUGAUAGUAUGAAGGAUGCUGACCGCGUAGGUUUCCACUCACUGGCCUACGAAUCAACUGGAGAACCUUUAGCUUUAGCCACGGUCGGAUCAGCCGCUGGUGCUUCAAAGUUACUUCUCAAACUUCACGGUAGCUUCAUGUUAAUCGCUUGGCUCGGUAGUUCUUCGAUUGGAAUACUUUUAGCAAGGUACUUCAGACAGACCUGGGUAGGAAGACAAUUGGCUGGCAAAGACAUUUGGUUCGCCUACCACAGAAUUCUUAUGGUCAUCACUUGGCUGCUCACCAUCAUCGGAUUCAUCAUAAUCUUGAUAGAAGUAGGUGGCUGGUCCACCACAGGGGACAACCCUCACGCGAUAACUGGAAUCGUCACAGUCAUACUUUGCUUUAUACAGCCAAUAGGUGCCUACUUCAGACCCCAUCCGGGCACCAAGAAGCGUCCAAUAUUCAACUGGCUGCAUUGGUUCUUUGGCAACGCUGCGCACAUUCUCGGAAUUGUCACCAUAUUCCUUGCGAUAUACCUACAGAAAGCAGAAUUACCUAUAUGGAGUGUGUACGUCAUGGCGGCGUUUGUCGCAUUUCACGUUAUAGUUCAUAUUAUACUGUCGUUGACGUUGUGCGUGUCUGAAGGCCGAAUAAGCAAUGGUCGAGUCAACUCAUUCCCCAUGAAGGAUAUGAUGGGGCAACCGAGGCAGAUGUCUCAUGUCGAUCGCAGCACUGACGCUCCUUUCUCCACUUUCAGAAGACACAUGCUGAGUAUCUACGUGCCGAUUAUAUUGAUAUUCGUUAUUGCAAUGAUUUGCCUUGUCGCGUUAGCUCCUAUAGCAGAAACUUACAACAGUAUUGCAGGUGUUUGA
Molecule: messenger RNA, 1920 nt
Organism: Parnassius mnemosyne (clouded apollo)
Lineage: Eukaryota; Metazoa; Arthropoda; Insecta; Lepidoptera; Papilionidae
Source: the annotation of a GenBank genome assembly